AUGGAGGUAGAGAAUCAACAUCUCCUCCAAUCCCUCCUACCCUCCACCGCCACCCCCACUAACGCCGCAACCGAAGACAUCUGCUUACCGAUUCAAUUCACUAGUAACUCGGCCAAAGUUUACUUGUCAAGUUCAUCAGGGAUCAUUUCCAGGCUAGUUUUCAUCAUCUCCGUUGGAAUAGUCUCCAUAUGGGCAAACCAUGAAGCCUCCAAGGGAUUUUCAAUAUCCAUUAUCAACGAAGCUCGCGAAACAUCCCCGGGAAAGCGUUUCGAUCUUUUUUAUGCGUCAAAUGAUGAAGCUUCAAGUUUACUUCUCACCACAAGCAAGUUUGUUGAAGAUUUUCUUUACCCUAAUGGUAGUUUCCCUAAGAAGAAAGUCAACCAUGUCGUCCUCCGGCUCUCCAGCCGGAAUUUAUCGAGCUCCAUCGUUGUUGACUCCGGCCAAGAACAUGAUCGCGGCCAUCAGUUUGUUCUUCAUAUUAGUCCUUCAGUCUUGGAGGAGAUAAAUUUUAGCCAUGCCAUGUUUUUAGCAGUACAACAAGGCAUGGCACGUAUAUGGCUAUGGGAUGGUCAAGGCAAUGCCCCGUCAACUCUUAUCAACGGCAUUGUUGAGUACCUAAGCAAUAUAGCUGUUUCUUCCGGUGGGCUAUUAGGUUUUGGGAGCUUGGAUUUGGAAUCAAUGGAGAAAGACAGCAAUUGCUGGAAGAGCAAGAAUCCUAAGGCCGUGGCACAAUUCUUGAAUUACUGUGAGUUGGAAAAACCGGGUUUCAUCGGACGGUUGAAUCAAGCUCUAGGAAAUGGAUGGCAUGAUCGAACGGUGGAUGAUGCAUUAGGCAUGUCUGCCCAACACCUACGUAAAGUUCAUCAUAAUUCUUCACCGAAGUACCUAUCCCACAUUUAA
This is a messenger RNA of Coffea eugenioides, 900 nucleotides long. RefSeq lists its product as uncharacterized. The transcript has a single exon. Lineage: Eukaryota; Viridiplantae; Streptophyta; Magnoliopsida; Gentianales; Rubiaceae. The record is from RefSeq and is a predicted model, not a curated record. The coding region runs from base 1 to 900 and encodes 299 amino acids.